Molecule: messenger RNA, 1565 nt
Organism: Dacryopinax primogenitus
Lineage: Eukaryota; Fungi; Basidiomycota; Dacrymycetes; Dacrymycetales; Dacrymycetaceae
Exons: 4
Coding region: 59-1507 (482 amino acids)
Source: RefSeq, a predicted model, not a curated record
AGUGUUCUACACCAGCUACUUCAGAGGCUUCAGACCACAUGAACUAGGCAUCCCCGCUAUGUUCUCCCAUACCGAGCCGAAGAUUGUCGUCCUCCAAUUCAACUUCUUCCAGCCCCGAGUCCUUGCGGAAGAUAUGGAGGACCUGCUCCUCGACGCCGCGUGGGGCGUGGUCGACUUUCCCAGCAGGUCGAUCGACGAUAUCAUCCACUUCUCCGUGAAUGGGGCGCUGAACAACCCUGGACGGCCACCGCGCCCUGUGUACGGAAAAGAAGAAGUAGAACUCGCUUAUGGCGAAAAGAAAAAGGAGACGAUCAGGGUGUCCGCCCCUCAACUGGCCAAUCACUUAAGACGGCUGUUGCUCUCGCUCGAUCCGAACGCAGACAUAGUCUUCCUCACGCACGACGUGUACAACCUCUCGCGCGCUUUCUGCCAUCUCGGCCUGCAAGACCUGUACCCUCAAGCAGCGACGACGAAGAACAACUGGAGGCUCUAUUACGGGAUCCUCAACUCUUCCAAUGACUGGGAAGGUAUAGGCGCUCUAGUCGGCUAUCCGGAACGCGUACCUAUACAGCAGAAAGGGAAUACAGCUAUGAAGCCUGAUCCGGGUCGCUCCAGCACCGCGUCCGAUGCCUCGCGCGCGUCUAGCAGGUACGACUCCCGCGAACCUAGCACGACGCCAUCGUCCCGCUACGGGAGCGCGUCGCCUAUGCCGGACUCUCGGAUGUCACGGGACACCACUUUGGUCCCCGGCACGCAGAGCAGGGGAUCUUCGAUCUACUCAGACAGGUACGACGAGCGCUCCAACCGGGAAUACUCGCGGGGCGUAUCAACGAAGCAAGAGCCAUACGAGAACGAGCGAGAUCGCUCCCGCUCACAGCUGUUUCGUCCACGUUCCCGUUCGCCGUCUUCUCGUCCCUCGUCUUCUGUCUCUUCGCGGUACACCUCAGCGACUUCUGUCCCACCGGUACAAGGCGAAGAGGAGAAGUUUGCACCGCUUGGGCAGGAACUGUUCGUCCCGCUGAAGCAUGAGCUACCACUCAAGAACCCGAUCAAGAACGAAGACGAGAAAAAACCUUUCGUCGGUCAAACCCCGACUGGUGGGUUUGCCGGCGCGCCCAGGCGGACAUUCGUCCUGGACACGCAAGUGUUGUAUGGUACAUCAGCGAGAACGUGGUCGGAUCUCCAUCCGUUGCACACGGUUGCUGUAGCCAUGGGACUGAGGGAGGAGGACCAGGGGAUAUGUGCUGCUUACGAACUCGUGGACAUCUGGGAUAUCGCCUCCCGCCUGCUGUCCGGUCCUCCGGUACUCUUCAUCAAAGGAUUCAUCGACGAAGACGUAAAAGUCAAGAAAGCCGAAGAGGAAUACUAUAAACUGGAAGAACAAGGCCCUCCUCCCGAGGACACUCAGAGCACCUCGCACCAGGGAGGCAUGUUUGGCGUUCCGUACAGCAAACCGAAGAGAGAUUUCUAUGAUGUGGUAUUUGAGGAUGAUGAUGAUGAUUAUUGACGAGGGUGAAGAUCUGUGACUGGUGUAUCAUAGCGUACAUCUAUGUACAUAGUGUACG